This is a messenger RNA of Macrosiphum euphorbiae (potato aphid), 582 nucleotides long. The record is from the annotation of a GenBank genome assembly. NCBI's taxonomy places the organism in Eukaryota, Metazoa, Arthropoda, Insecta, Hemiptera, Aphididae.
AUGUUUUCACAAAUCAUACGUAGUGUGAACCUAGAUGUCGAGUCGUCAACGGAUGCAUCGGACGAAUUCGCCAAACUCUUGAAACUAUCUGAGCAAUCGCAUUUAGAGUAUGAAGAUGCAAAGACCAGGCUAGAAGAGACCAACAAGGAAAUAAAUCACUACGAUGAACAGUUGAACAUUAUUGAAAGGGAACGUGUUAAACUCAUGUCGGAGUUGGCUCUUCAAAUGCAGAUGAAACAUGACUUAAAGAAUAAAGUAGAGGGUCUGAAAAAUAUACUGCAAUCCACAGAGUUUGACUUAAAAAAAUAUAACAAAAUGAAGUUAAGUACUGCUGAUCUAGAUGUUUUCUCUCAUACUAAGAAAACAUUCAUUACUUAUAAAAAUAUGUUGAAGAUAUAUUUUGAUUAUUCCAAUGGUGCAAAAGCAACUACACAAAAAGGAUAUACGUUUAACAGAAUCACAAAAAAAUUAGCUUACUUUGAGUUUAAUACGGAUGAAAAAACAGACAAUGAAAUUUCAGUAUGCUUAUGGAAUAAAAUUAAGUUAGUUUCAGAUAAAACUUGGGAAAUGUUAACUGAAUAG